This is a messenger RNA of Rotaria sp. Silwood1, 1392 nucleotides long. NCBI's taxonomy places the organism in Eukaryota, Metazoa, Rotifera, Eurotatoria, Philodinida, Philodinidae. The record is from the annotation of a GenBank genome assembly.
AUGCUUAACUUUAAUGCUAAUAAUGGUGACGAUUCAUAUUCAUCAUUGUCAGACGCUCUUGGAGAAUCUGCUACAGAUGAAACAUCGAAUAAUUUACAACAAAUGGAAGAUCAAGAAAUUAAUCGAGUUAUUAUUUAUCAUGAAGCAACAAUAUCACUAGGAGAUUGGUUAAUAUUAAUGUGUUUUUGUUUAUUUUUUUAUCAAUAUUAUGAUUUAUUAUUAUUCAUAUUUAUUAUUCAUGAAAUAAUAAAUAAUAGAAACAGAUAUACUGUGCACAUGCAUCAAUCUGAAUUAAGAUCUUUCAAUUUACCAAUUCAUGGUUAUUAUCGUACAGAUCGAGAUGCGCAAGCAGAAGGCCGUGUAGAUUGUCCAAGUGAUGAAACUUUAACAUUUUCGAGAGCUGUAAUCGUCGUCAAUAAUGAACAAUUAUCAAUCGAAGAUACACAGCCACAUGAUGCAGGAGUUCUAAUAGGUCUAAACAAUAAUCGACCUACAUACUUUAUGAUAGAUAAUGAAAAUGGUCAUGUCAAUGAAAAUGCAACAUUAUAUACUACUAUGAAUGAUGAUACCAUUGCUCAAAAUCUACAAAUUGGUGAAAAUGCUCAAGUUCUAAAUAAUAAUGAUGCACCUGAAAUUGCUCUUGAUAAUCUAACAUGUAAUAUAAAUCCUCUGAACUCAAUUGAAUCGCAAGAUGAUAUGCAGUCCAGUGACAGUAGUGAUGAAGAAGAUCGAAUUCUUGGUUCAGAAAGUGGUUUUGAUAGUGAUGAUGAAUAUGAUUCAAGCGACGAUAAUGAAGAAAGAAAUCAAAUAUUAGAAAAUAAUGAAAAUCUCGAUAACCGUGUUGAAAAUGAUAAUCGGUUAGAUCAUACAAAUCCUGAUAAUGAACAACGAUCUAGAACGGAUACACUUCUAUCACACAAUGAACCAAUGGAAAUGCAGGAAAAUGUUUCUGCUCCACUUGAAGGUGCUCGUCAAACAAUAGAAGAUACUACUUAUAGAGUACCUAUACUCAACCAGAAACAAACAGGUCUCACUGACUUAACUACUGGGUCAAGUAUUAGUAAAGUUCGUAUACGUCGAGGACGUAAAUUUAAAGAUGAAGAAAUACAAAAAAAUAUUAAAGAAUCUCAAAUAACAGAUAUCAAUAAGAAUUAUUUACAUCAAAAUGAAAUAUAUGAACAAGUUGAUCCAAACAAUGAUCCUGAUCUUUUACAAUUAGCAAAAGAAAAAGAGGAAUUUUUUGAACGAUUGGGAUGUCGUUUUGGAAGUCCUUUUGAAUUGGCUAACGAAACACAUUUUCGAACAUACAAAGAAGCCCGCAUAUUGACAAGAGGUGAUCGAGAUAUUAUUAUAAAAAGAUUAACUGAAGAAUUUCUUGAUGACCAAUCGUAG